UUGUGUUAUUUAUUGAGUUUGGGAAUUAUGACAAUCAUUUUUAACUGACAUUAUUAUAGUUGUCAUUUUUAAAAAUCAGUUCCUUUAGUUUUACAAAUGAUAAGUACAGUUGAGUUUGUCACGGAAUCUAAAUGUCCUGAAAGCAGUGUUCAAAAUUCUCAGUCAUUCUGUAAGCGCGACACUUUACUGCCAAAACAUGUUGAACUUACAAAUCAGUUUAUUACAAUACAAACUUGGUUCUUAAGAUGCGCAUGGCAUGAAAAAUAUAAUUUUAUUUUAAAACUUUUAAAUUUUGUCGAAUUGUCUACUUCGUUGCAACUUUUAAUUAAUAUUCUAUUGGACGCUCAAGAUAAAGCUGCAGUUUACGGCGAAUGUUGUAUAACUACGGACUUUGUUUACGACAAAGUUAUUGCCGAUCAUAACAGGUCUUUAGAAGAAAAGACACUCAACGAGGAAAUACAGUCGGCUCUGCAUUGGUUCGAUGAAUUAACAAGCAGUAAACAAAUAAGCGUUUUAUUAACAUUAGUAAGAAUGUCCGGUGGAACAAUGGCCCGGCGGCUUUAUCAAGUUGUGGUUAAUUUGCACAAAGACAAGCAAUGUAAACGUUAUGAGAAAAACUCACAACUGAAUAUUAUAAAAGAUUUAUCAGACCCUCAUAAAUUAAGUAUUGUAGUUAACAGCUCCGAAGUUCAACAGAAUCGAAAAAUUCUGAAAACUGAUAGAAGGAAAGUAUUCUACUCCGACAAGGUUGAAUCUGAAGGUCAGGAAAAUGAUAUUCAUGAUCCCGAGGAUCCUCUCUAUGUAGAAGUUGAAAAACGAAGAAAGGUUUGGAAGGAAAUUAUUGGUCGGUAUAAAACUCAGUUAGACAAAAAGAAAGGUGCCGGUCAAAAGGCGAUAAAGAAAAAGAAGGGUAAGAAGCAGCAAAAACAGUCGCAAAAUAAGAAACCGAAAGACGAAUUAGACACGAUUCAAAUGCUUCCAGUAUGGGUAGUUAAAAAAAUAUUUGGGUACUUGGAUACCAAAACAUUACGGAAAAUAAGAACAGUAAACAAGUACUGGGAUUAUGUUAUCGGAGAAUUACUUAAAGAAAAAGCUUCGAGAAAGACAUUGAAUAAAGCUAUAAGUAAAAUGCAGGAUGAAGAAAAAUCUGUCGAAAUUUAUCCCAAUCUCUUUGAAAGUCGUAGAGGUCUUUCACUAUUUGACACAAUCAAAUUGAAAGCGUCAAUUAGAGGAAGUACAAGAAAGAAGCUGAUAAUUCCAACAAAAUUCUCAAUUUUUGAAACGUCAGUUGUAACAACAACUGAAAAGGUUACUACCCAGUUUUCACAUUCACCUUUCGAAAAUUUACGAGGAUUCCCAAGAAACAUUGCUGCUUCUUCAAAGAUGUUCAAACAGCUGGUAUGCAAAUAUAAUAUUGAGAAAAGUAAUUGUGUCGACGAUAUGAAUUCCACUAAAGAAUUAACAAUUCUGCAAAAUCAACCUAGUGAAGAUGUCAUAAAGUUUUCUUCUUCAGAUGAUGUAUCUCCUUUGCUAAAUGACUCUGAAACUGUACAAAUAUUCCAAAGCCCUGAUUCACUAGAUCGUACAAUGGAAGAAGAGUAGUUUUCCUAAUAUUUCUACCAACUUACCCUAUAUAACUGCGUAUAUUAUUUGUAAAAUCAAUACUACAUAAAUUUUUGUGUUAUAAUGUCCGAAUUCAAAGCAUCUACAACUUACCCAUCAUU
Molecule: messenger RNA, 1724 nt
Organism: Agrilus planipennis (emerald ash borer)
Lineage: Eukaryota; Metazoa; Arthropoda; Insecta; Coleoptera; Buprestidae
Exons: 7
Coding region: 97-1602 (501 amino acids)
Molecular function (GO): protein binding
Source: RefSeq, a predicted model, not a curated record